Molecule: messenger RNA, 180 nt
Organism: Pseudogymnoascus destructans
Lineage: Eukaryota; Fungi; Ascomycota; Leotiomycetes; Thelebolales; Thelebolaceae
Exons: 2
Coding region: 1-180 (59 amino acids)
Source: RefSeq, a predicted model, not a curated record
AUGAGUUUUGCAGCUCGCGAACUGGCCGGCCCAACCGGGAGCCUUAUGGCGGAUGCGGCGAGGGAUGCACCUGUGAAGGAUGCCCUCAUAAAUAAAGAACUACCGCUCUAUAGCGACCACGGCGACCCUUUGGUUCAAUUCCAACGUCACCAAAUCCAAUCUCAUGCGCGCUCUGUUUGA